Molecule: messenger RNA, 9211 nt
Organism: Frieseomelitta varia
Lineage: Eukaryota; Metazoa; Arthropoda; Insecta; Hymenoptera; Apidae
Gene: Myo81F
Product: myosin-I heavy chain
Exons: 14
Coding region: 493-7161 (2222 amino acids)
Biological process (GO): signal transduction
Cellular component (GO): myosin complex; cytoskeleton
Molecular function (GO): ATP binding; cytoskeletal motor activity; protein binding
Source: RefSeq, a predicted model, not a curated record
AAGUAGAAUAUGCAUUCUGAAUUCCUUCGUUACAAAUUUUGAACAUGUGCUGUCACAUGUGGCUCUCCUCUGAACUAAUGUUCACGAUAUGGCCGAUAACACAAAGGAGUGACGUUCGAUCGUCAAAGCAGAGCAGGAGGGGAGAUUAAAGACGCAGCAUGGUGGCGCUGCUAGUCAGGGUUAGUUCAUUUGAAAAACGAAGCCGAGGCAUCAGUCGGGUGGCAACUGUCGGCAUGUGCGUGGUUCUUCGUGUCCGUUUAGCCGCGUUUUAAAUCGCACACAGAACACCAAUUGUAUGUACACCCUAGCAGUACAUGAACGAACGGCAGACAGUUCGCGAACAUGUGAUUUUGACAGAGAACACGGUUCGUCGACGCUCGUUACCGCGUGCGUGAAAAGUGGUUUUCCUUGCCGGAUACAUCGUUACCCUGUAGCAACAGCCUCAUUCUAGGGGGUGGAGAAUAAUGUUCUGAGCCGUGAGCCACGCACAUCAUGGUUGCUAAGCACUUCACGCAGGGCUCUAGCCCUGAGUUGGGUGUCCCGGAUAUGACGGUCAUCAGCGACAUCGAUGAAACGGGAAUCAAUCGAAAUCUACAAGUCCGGUACAAGAGGGACCAGAUAUAUACGUACACCGGAUCCAUACUGGUGGCUGUGAACCCGUACAAGGAGGUGGACUUCUACACGAACGAGUACGUGAGCCGAUAUCAUGGCCAGAAGAUGGGCUCGUUGGAGCCACACGUGUUCGCAUUGGCGGAAGCGGCGUACAAGUCUCUCCAAGAGACGGAGAGCAAUCAAUCCUGCGUGAUAUCGGGGGAGAGUGGCGCGGGGAAGACGGAAACCACGAAAUUCAUUCUGCAGUACCUUUGCUCGGUGACCAGCAACGUCGACACCUGGGUGGAACAACAAAUUCUCGAGGCGAACACCAUCCUCGAAGCUUUCGGAAACGCAAAGACCGUAAGGAACGACAACAGCUCCCGGUUCGGCAAGUUUAUGCAGGUGUGCUUCGACAGCAAGUGGAUGAUCAAGGGCUGCAUCAUCCAAGACUACCUGCUCGAGCAGAGCCGCAUAACUUUUCAAAGUGCCGGCGAGAGGAACUACCAUGUGUUCUAUCAGCUGGUGGAGGCUGGAACCAGGGACAAGGAAUUCGCGGAACAAUAUAAACUGAUGCCAGCAAGCCACUACAAGUAUUUGAAUCAGUCUGGCUGCGUGAAGAUCGAUGGUAUCUCCGACAGCAAGAAACUCGAUGCUCUCAGGCUAGCGUUUAACGUGCUACAGGUCGCGCCGGAAAUGUGCGAGGGUAUAUUCAGAGUCCUGUCCGCCAUACUCUGGCUCGGGAAUCUGAGCUUCGAGGACGUGGACGGCGAGAGAUGCGAGCUAACUAAAGAGGACCUUGACAUCGUCGGCACGGUCGCACCCCUGCUCGGGCUGCAGGUCGAGGAUCUCACGAAAGUGGUGCUUAUACGGCAGAUAAACGUUCGCGGGAACAUCACCGAGAUACCGUUGAAGGUUCAAGAGGCCCGCGAGAACAGGCACGCGAUGGCGAAGGCGUUGUACUCGCGAACGUUCGUCUGGCUGAUCAAUCACAUAAACAAUUGUACGAACCCCGGCCAGGACAGCUCGAGGUUCCUCGGCGUUCUGGACAUAUUCGGCUUCGAGAACUUCGCCGUGAACAGCUUCGAGCAACUAUGCAUCAAUUACACGAACGAGAAGCUGCACAAGUUUUUCAAUCACUACGUGUUCGCGUUGGAGCAGGAACUAUAUCGGCAGGAAGAGAUCCAAUACUCCCAUAUCACCUUCACGGACAACACCAUGUGCCUGGAAUUAAUCGAGAAACCUCCACGAUGUGUUCUUAAGUUACUGACCGAGCAGUGCCAUAUGCCGAAAGGCUCGGACCUAGCCUACCUGACCAAUUUGCACGCCGAGUUCGAGAAUCAUCCCUGCUACGUGAAGGGCGACGAUCGACGAAAAUGGGAGAAGGAGUUCGGCGUGAAACACUACGCAGGUUGCGUCACCUACGCGGUCGAAGGGUUCGUCGACAAGAACCGCGACGUCCAACAAGACGUGUUCUUCGACUUUAUGUCCAGGAGCACGAACGAAUUUGUCCAAGAGAUCACGGUUUAUCAGGAUCUUUUGGGAUGCACGGUGGCUCGCGCGAGCGGCAACGCGACCACCAUGUCACGCGGCACUUCGAAGGGCAAGCCAACGCUCUGCGACUCCUUCAGGCAUCAGUUGCAAGCGCUAGUUGACGUUCUCCAAGCCACGACACCCUGGUACGCUAGAUGCAUCAAGCCGAAUAUGCAAAAAGCGGCGAAUAACUAUGACGAGAAGCUGGUUCUAGACCAGCUGAAGUACUUAGGCAUGCUAGAUAUUAUUAGAAUCCGAAAGGAGGGUUUCCCAAUACACAUGCCCUUCCUCGACUUUAUAGCGAGAUAUCGUUGCCUGGAUAAAGGACGUUUGUCCCGCUCGUAUAACGAGAAAGAGGCUGUUAGAUACUUGAUCAGCAGUCAGGGUGUACCCGAGACUGAGUGGCAAAUCGGCAAGACCAAAGUGUUUCUGAGAAGCUACGUGCACGAACCGUUGGAGGAUUGUAGAAAUCAAAUGGUCACCAGCAAUGCCAUAAUGAUACAGAAAACAUGGAGGGGAUACGUGGUUCGACGAGAAUACAAACGCGUAAGAGACGCCGCAUUGAAGGUGCAGCACGCUUACCGAGGCUGGAAGCUGAGAAUAAUGUUUAUCAGGAAACGAAGGGCAGCCAUCGUGAUACAGAGUCACUUGCGUGGCGUGUUCGCAAGGGAGGUGGCCACUGCCUUGAGAGAGAUGAGACGAGUAGACGAGGAGAUGAGGAAGAGGGAGAGACUGGAAGAGGAGAGAAGAUUGAUGGAGGAUAAGAAGGCUCUGGAAGAAAGUCAAAGCGCACAGUACAAUGGUAUUGUCGGGAUGGAAGCCGGAAAAGCGCAAGAAGAAAUCGCCGCGUUGUCGCAAAUGGCCGAGCAAAUGAAUUCGAAAAUGGCCGCCUCGGAUCUGCAGUCUGUAGACUUGGACAAUCUAUUCUCAUUCUUAUCCGACGUACAAUCAACGAAAGGCAAUCAGAUAAUCGAAGAAAUCGGCGAACAAAUGGAUGCGUUGGUAGAGGACCUAGACGUGGAGUUGGAGACUGUGAUCCAGCAGGAAAUGGAGUUGAAUUCAAAGAUGGAAUCUAAAGCAAACACUCCAAACGGUCAAGAGGCUCCGUCACCGCUGCAACAGGCAGGGCAACAACGAAUACCGUGUCCAAAUACAGGUAAACUUGGCCAGCCGAGUCUUCCGGAGCCUACUGAACCUCCUCCACCUCCACCGCCUCCCGCCGCAGCUCUAACAAUGAACGGAGACUCCUCCACUGACAAUGGAGAGCCAAUCUACGAGUCCGUCUUGCCACGCGAAGAGAACAGUCCCAGCAGUCCAAUUUUGGUUAACGGAAAUUCUGGAUCGUUGGUUAACGGUGAAUCCUGUGGCUCACCUCCGCCAGUGCCAAAUAACAAGGUCAUCAAAGAACCGGUCGCCGGUAGUCCACCAUCCAGGCCAGAAUCUAGAAACUCGAACAGUCAUCAUUUGCACCAUAAUCACCAUCAGCCGGUGCCGCCGCAGCAACAGAACGGUCACGAUCAACAGCAACAACAGUCGCAGCAACCUCAACAGCCGCCUGUCGAGAGGGAACAGAGACGCAAGUGUAGAGUGGAGCGUAAACUUCAAGAACUGGAGGACAAAAAGGAGGUUGACAACGAGGUCACUUAUCACGAUAUCGUGGAGUUCGCGCAGAAUUACUUCAACAGCCACGAAAGAUCACCAGAGGGUACAAUCAUGGCCACGCUUACUAGAAAAUCACGUGGCAAGAGCGUGGAGUAUAUUCCAAAGUACGAGAUGGUCACUUACUACAAAGGUUCCACUAUACCGAAUUCUCACAUUCACAUGUACGACCCUGACAACGUCAACGUGGCCUGUUCGGUUUUCAGGGAUCUAUGCAAGUACAUAAGAGGAGAAAUGAAACUAGACCAGGAAAUCGCGACUAUUCAGAGUAUAAUAGGCUACGGCAUCGAGCGUGAAGAACUACGAGACGAGAUUUUCGUUCAGUGUAUGAGACAGGCGACCAACAAUCCCAAUCCAGAAUGGUCGGAAAGAGUGUGGUUGCUGCUCUGUUUGGCUAUCGUCGCUUUCCAACCUAGCAAGCUGCUGUACAAGUAUUUCGUGUCCUUUUUACGAAAGAAUCUAGCCCUCGAGGGCAAGCUGCGACAGUACGUUCAAUGGUGCGUGGACAAUUGCAAGAACAUGAAAGUCUCCUGCAGGCAGCAUCCACCGUCGACGGUGGAGAUCGCAGCGAUGAGGCGAUUGGGCACGAUAGUUUGCCGGUUCUUCUUUCUGGACGGGAGAACCAAAGCGAUCGACGUUCACCCGACUGACACCGCUUCCGACGCUGUUGCCAAACUGGGUGAAAAAUUGGGCCUCAGGUCACUGGAAGGUUGGGCGAUUUAUCAAAGCAGACCGGAUGGCGAGGAGCACGUGCGAGCUCACGACUAUCUGUACGACGUGAUAGCUGCUUGGGAAAUGAAACAGUGCAAACUGAACACGGCGCAGUCGACCUUCUCGACUCUUCGUCGUGGGAACAACGCUACGUUAGGAAGCGGCGACAAUCGGUUCGUUUUCAAGCGAAGACUCUUCCGGAAUACCCGAGAGAUAUCGCAAGAUCCCGUCGAGGUGAACAUGCUGUACGCCCAAGCUGUGUACAACGUCGUGAAGUGCGACGAUUUCCCAGUGUCGGAGAAGGUCGCUCUCCAGUUGGCGGGUUUGCAGGCGCAGGUCGCCCUCGGCGACCCGAAGGACAACGACCGGCUGGAUUAUUACAGCGAGGUGGACAGUUUCUUGCCUUAUCGGAUCAGCCGUGCCCGAGGCGACGACGUCUGGGUGCCGAUAAUAGCGCAGGCACACAGACAGUACGGCGCUGGUCGCAAGGAAUUGGCGGCCAAGGUGCUCUAUCUGUCUUGCGUGAUGCAAUAUCCCCUCUACGGCACGACCAUGUUCAACGUGACAUAUCGGGGUUAUUGGUCGUAUGGCAACCAGCUUAUCCUGGGCAUCAACUGCGAUGGACUGAUGUUGAUCAAACCGGACGACAAGUUCGUCCUGUCGGAGUAUCGUUAUCAGGAUGUGGAGAGUAUCAUGCUAGACCCGAGCGACUCUUUCAUAACGCUAUCUCUCCUUCGCCACAACCCGGACAGCUCGCACAAGUGUUUCGUUUUCGAAACGCCGCAGAAGAACGAGAUAGGCAGCCUGAUCGUCAGUUACUGUCCGGCAUUGGCAGGUUGGAUCACGGAAAACGAGGUGCCUACCAAGAAACUCAAAUGCAUCACCAACGAGGAUCGUAUCAGGCUCUAUCACAACUUGGUCAAUUGUCGGAGGACACUGGUCGACGCGGAGAUACUGAGAAAACCUCAGGAUUCCGGUGGCGGUUUUCUGAGAAACACGCUGCGAAGGUUGUCCAAGCACAGAAUAGAGAAGCUCAGGCAGGAACACGGUAGCGCGACUGACCACGGUGAAACCUACAAAGGAUUCCCCUAUGCCUAUUGGGCGUUCAGCAGGCAAGCUAUACCUCAGAGCUUGUCGAAGCUGCCCGACCCAGACGAGCAAAUAUCCCUCAGCGUGUUUCAGUUGAUUUUAACCUACGCUGGUUUAGGACAGAACGGUGACACGGUUCGUAGAGUGGAGGACGAGCACGUGAACCUGAUACAGACCGUGAUGGAACGUUGUAUAAGGAAGGAGAAUCUACUGGGUGAGCUGUAUCUUCAGUUGAUCAAGCAAACGACAGACCAUCCUGAUCCCAACAGCCGGGUGAAUCUCAGGCAUUGGGCGUUACUCUCUCUGGCCUGUUCGGUUAUCCUACCACCGCAGAAGGUGAUACGAAAGUAUCUGAUCGCGCAUUUGAAACGAUGCGCCAGCGAUUAUGUCACCGAGGAGGGGAAGUACGCCCGGUUUGCUGAAAAGUGCCUUUACAAGACCCAGGGCACGAGGAGGAGGCAAUGGCCGCCGAGUAGGGAGGAGAUAAUGUGCACGAUCAACCGUAGGCCUAUCUACGCGAGAUUCCACUUCAUGGACGGACAGUAUCACGCCGUCGAGUUUCAUCCUUCGGCGACAGCCAGGGACGUUAUGGAGAUUAUCAAGACUAAAAUUGGCCUGGAGGAAACUGCCAUGGGCUAUGCCAUUUACGAAGUCUUAGGGCCAACCGAGAGAGCGCUGAUACCAGAGGAGAAGAUCGCCGACGUAAUGUCGAAAUGGGAACGUUACAGGACGGCGAACGCGCAGCAGAAUCAAUCGCAGAGGAAGCACGCGCAUCACUUCUUCCUAUUUAAGAAACACUUGUUCCUCGAUCAGUACAUGAAUCUCGACGACCCCGUGGAAAAGGAAUUACUGUAUCAUCAAGUGCUGCACGAUCUGCGUGCUGAUCGUUUUCCUAUCACUGAGAAAGAAGCUAUGAUGUUAACAGCGCUGCAAGCGCAGUUAGAACUCGGCGAUUGCGAGGACGCUAUGUCAGAUCACGAUUACCGGACUAUAUCGAGUCACUGCCUGCCGACAAGACUGGUUCCGAGUUUAUGCAUAGAGGGUGUGCUUCAACACCAUCAGUCAUUGCGAGGGAUGACACCGCCCGAGGCGAAGAAGGCGUUCCUAAACUUAAUUCAGUCGUGGCCGCUUCACAGGGCCACGAUAUUCGACGUCAUGCAGUCAUUCACGUCAAACUGGCCACGCGUUUUGUGGCUGGCCGUCGAUCAACAAGGUCUUCACCUUUUGGAGCAUCGUUCCAGAAACACACUCUGUACCUACGAAUAUAGCAGUAUUCUCAGUUACAGCCCAGCUGUUAGUUGUUUGAUGAUCAUCACUGGUACUGAUAAGAAGCAGAGUAAGGUUAUCCUUACGACGUCUCAGGCGCAUCAAAUUGCGAAUUUAAUUCGCGAGUACAUGGAUGUCCUUCAAUCGCCGCCGGAGGUACCGAAGAGAGAAUCGGCGAUUGCUCAACAGAUAGCACAGCAACCGAUUCAACAACCACCGACAAAUCUCGCGGCUACCGCCGGUGGUCGUAAGUCUCGACCUGCUUCGGUAUUACAUAGAGGUGCUCCAGUGAUACAAUCGCAAGCUAGUUAAAAAGUUAGGUAACUUAUUAGAUGCCGAUGCUCCUCCUCAAUCUUAUACGUUACUCAUUACCUCACACACACACACACACAUAUAUAUAGAAAUAUUUCUUUUAUUUUUUAUUAUAUUUAUUCAACAUACGUUUAAUUUAAUUUUAAUCAUACUUCUAGUUUGUAAGUGUAAUUUUGUAUUACUCUCCUUUACACUUCUAUCUGAAUGUUUUCAUUGAUUUUCAGUCAAAUUUAUUACAUCCGUUUAAUUAACGUGAAUCAAUUAGCAGACAUGAUUUCAGUAUCAGAUUGCUGGGAGAUAGUGUCUCUGUAGUUGUUAAUGCUUUAUCGGCAAGGCCUAUCAGGGGCGGCGAAUAAAUUCUCGUCGCGACUAGGCAUGGCAUUAGCCUAGAAAAUACUUCUUUCUUCCAGUAUUUAUUCGAUUAGCUUAGCGAAGACUUAGUGUUGGAGAGAAGAGAAAAGUACGCUGCUGAGAGCAGCGAAACGGAUUGACAAAAUAACUGCCAUUUUACGAUUUUAAAAAGAAGCAAAACUAGAGGAAACUGUCGAAGACUUCUAUUUCUAUUUCGCCCGUCAUUGUCGUUGUCUUUUUUACGAGCGAUUGUCAAUGGUUUUUAUACAGUGUUUUUUGCAAGAUGUUACGACACGAUCAAAUAGGUCAAUGAUUAUUGACGAUCAAUCGUUAAACGUUACUCCGAUCAAAAAAAAAAAAAAAGAAAGAAAGAAAACGGUUUUUUCGGCAUAUCAUUUUUUCUUCGUAUCGUUCGAUUAAGAGUGACUCAGGAAAGUUUUUAUAUCCAUUUUAAUUAACACCAGGAACGACCAAUUUAUUGAUUUUAUACAUUUCCAUUUUGUCUCCCUCUUGCUGAUCACUCUUCUUUCAACGAUACGAUAAUAUUACUAUACGAGAUAUUCCGCCACGUUUCGAAUAUUAAUUUAAAUUUUACAAUUAUACACGUAUUACAUUUAUAGACGCAAUAUUUCAGGUAAAAUUUUGCUCGACGUAUAUAUAUAUAUUAACUGUUAAUAAUAUGAGGGUGCAGCGAUGCCUCGUUAACUGGCCAGAGAGUUGAAGCCUCGUUAAAUGGCCAUCGUUACCCCCACCAGUUCUUGAUGCCGAUUUCACGAAGUGAACCUCUGCUAUUACACACAACACGUCGUGUAAAAAUAAAUGAAUAUAUCAGGUAACCGUAAAUCGAUAAAUGGCCAACCAAAAGAGAUGUCUUUUGACCAAUUAACGAGUCACUGCUGUUAGAAAGUGACGACAAAAGCAAAUUCCUUUGGCUUGUAUUUCAGAAAUGUUCGAGGAUGAAUGUCGGAUGAUAAUCAUAACGUUCAUUUUAUAGACAAUCCUUUCGUGCUAUCGUCCCUUUUACAAUUGUGGAGUUAGAAAAAAAAAAAAAAAAACAACCAAGUGAAUAAACGGAGGAAAUUACUUACGAGGAAUUUACGAAUUCCGAAAAUUUACGAAAUUGCGUCCAAAGAAAUUUCUUUCUUUAAUCCAAAAAAAAAAAAAAAGAAAAAGAAUCGCUCGAUAUCUUGGUGUGUAAAUAUUAAAACAGAGAAAAAGAAGAAGAAGAAACGUUUGAACUGUUGAAAAACAACGCAAUAGGUUCCAAGAGAAAUUCUCCAGUGUUCAGUGAUCGCAUUUCCACGUAAAAUUAGACUUGCAGCUCACUUAUACAUGUACACAUAUACAGAAAUGAUAUUAUCUAAUUGUAAUCUAACCCUUUCAAAGUAACAAUAUUUCAUAAUGUAGUAACGAGACUAAUAUAACGAAUCAAAGCUCCUUUUAAUCUCUACACACAGAAUAUUGUAGAAAUACCGUUAGUUUUUUUGCUAAUAUUACUCUUUUUAAUAACGAGCAACGAGCUCGAUGGAAUGGAUUACGAAGUCCAAUGUCACAGAGAGAGAGAGAGAGGGAGAGAGAGAAAAGAUGUGCACUUUUUAUGGGACACAGUCAAGAAAGGGUUAAAUGUAAAAUUAAAACGAGAAAUCUUCUCUAAGAAUCUUUUGUCGAACACUGGAGUUCUUGAAAAAGAAAAAAGAAA